AUGCCACACCAAUUGCAGAGAUUGCCCUUACUUGAUUUCCUUGCAAUUGAUUCUCCUGAACUUCUAGCUAUUAUUACGACAACGGCUGCUACUACUGUUACUAUCACUAAUAAUGCAUGCACAUCCUCUUGGCGUGGCAUUACAAUACUUCAACAUGAAAUUAAUAUCCCCGACAUGUCACCUUAUGUACAAUACACAUAUACAUAUGUAGCUAUCGCUACUACAACUCGAAUUACAUUUGCUAUUCAAGAAGACAAUGGUUUUGUAGCUCUCGAUGAUAUUUCUGUUCGAGACACUGCAGCGCCAUCAGUUGAAAUACUUCUUAAUGGUGGUUUCGAAAUGAACUCUCUCGCAUACUGGCUUUAUUGUAAUCCAGGUGGUGCAACACAAGCAGGAAUGGUCACGCAAAAUUCGGAUUAUUACCCGUAUUAUAGCUAUACAUAUAUAGCUCAUUCUGGAAAUUGUUUUUAUUUGGAUGGUGCUGUCGGAGCUGCUGAUUAUCUCAGUCAAACAUUUUCGACAGUUAUCGGUCAUACAUACACGAUUUCCUAUUGGUUAGACAAUGAAGGCAGUGGUUCAUCGAGUAGUAUUGAUGUUUUACUCAGCAUUUAA
Messenger RNA from Rotaria sp. Silwood2, 612 nucleotides. Lineage: Eukaryota; Metazoa; Rotifera; Eurotatoria; Philodinida; Philodinidae. The record is from the annotation of a GenBank genome assembly.